Drosophila sulfurigaster albostrigata is the source of this 3353-nucleotide messenger RNA. Its product is annotated as cytochrome P450 6g1-like. Gene Ontology annotation, molecular function: monooxygenase activity; iron ion binding; heme binding. The record is from RefSeq and is a predicted model, not a curated record. The transcript has 5 exons. NCBI's taxonomy places the organism in Eukaryota, Metazoa, Arthropoda, Insecta, Diptera, Drosophilidae. Gene Ontology annotation, biological process: insecticide catabolic process; response to DDT. Bases 226 to 3318 code for a protein of 1030 amino acids.
UCAAUUAAAUGAGUGUUGUGCGAGAAGCGGAAAUUGUCGGUCAUUCAUAAGUUCGCGCGGCAAAAUUAGGUCAGUUAUAUUACAUUUUCAUUAAUGAAUACAUAUCAAAAGUGAAUUAAACAAACUGAAUAUUGGAUUCAACUUAUAACAAAGGAAUGUUGACCAACCUAGAAACUUAAAAACUAUCAGUGAAAUUCUAGGCCACAAUCUUACGCAGCCUUUAACAUGAUCUUAACAGCUAUACUUGUUGCGAUUGUGGGCGCCUUGAGCGCUAUCUAUAUGUGGUUUCAGCAAAGACACAGUUAUUGGAAGCGUAACGGAGUGCCUUAUAUAGAGCCCACCCUGAUUUUGGGUAAUACCCUGACAGUGUUUAAGCAAAAGAGCUCCUUUGGCUUGCACAUCUCAGAAAUAUACAAUGAUCCGCGGAUGAAGGAUGAAGCUGCCGUUGGCAUCUAUGUGAUAAAUCAGCCGGCAUUGGUCUUAAGGGAACCCGAACUAAUUAAAUCUGCGUUAAUUAAAGACUUUAAUCGUUUCUCUAACCGAUACGGUCGUUCUGAUCCACAUGGUGACACGCUUGGUUCACAAAAUCUAUUCUUUGUGCGCAAUCCGGAAUGGAAGGAAAUUCGCACUAAAUUGACGCCCGUCUUUACCAGCGGAAAAUUGAAAGCGAUGUAUCCUCUCAUGCAGGAGAUAGCUGCCGACUUGGAGUCACAUUUGGCGAGACAUAAUCCGGGCCAGACUGAAAAAUACAUUUCGGAUUUGAAGGAUAUUUGCUCUAGGUUUACAAUGGACUCUAUAUCUGCCAUUGCGUUUGGGGUAAAUGCUGAUAGCUUGCAAAAUCCAAAGGGGGAGUUUUAUGAGCAGGGGCGCAAAGUCCUUACGGCGACGCUUUUGCGCAGCAAGGACUUCUUUGUGGCUUUCUUUCUGCCGAAGCUGGUUUCGUUGUUUCGCAUUAGGUUCUUCACACGAGAAUAUUCCGACUUUAUACGAAACACAAUCAAUCAUGUGAUGGACGAACGGGAGCGCACAGCGACUAUACGAAAUGAUCUCAUUGAUGUAUUGGUUGGUUUACGUAAGGAAGCUGCCGAGGAUCCCACGAAACCACAUUUAGCCAGAAAGAAGGACUUUCUGGUUGCUCAGGCAGGUGUCUUCGUUACCGCCGGCUUUGAGACAUCCUCGUCGGCCAUGUCGUUUGGCCUGAUGGAGCUGGCCAAACAGCCGGAGUUGCAAAAGCGUCUGAGAAAUGAAAUCCAUGAAGCUCUGCUGAAGGAUGGCGGAAAACUAACCUACGAGACAAUCACCUCGUUGGAAUAUCUUGGCAUGGUGGUGGAUGAGGUACUUCGCAUGUAUCCUGUGCUACCUUUUCUCGAUCGUGAAUAUAUGAGCAUUAAGGGUACGCCGGAUCUCUCUCUGAAGCCCUACUACGACUACACACUGGAGGCUGGCAUACCAGUCUUUAUACCCGUCUAUGGCUUACAGCGUGAUCCUAAAUACUGGCGAAAUCCAAAUGAGUUUGACCCGGAACGCUUUUCGCCUGAAAAUCGCAAGACAAUUAAUGCAAUGGCCUAUCAACCAUUUGGCUUGGGACCACACAAUUGCAUUGGCAGUCGAAUCGGGCUGCUUCAAGCCAAGCUGGGUUUGGUUCACUUUCUUAAGAAUCACUACGUACGCACUUGCUCCGAAACCGUAGAAGAUAUUGAAUUUGAUCCGAAUACUUUUGUACUCCAACUAAAGAAGGGACUUUAUCUUGAAAUUGUUAACGAUAAGCUCUACGAUGAUAGUACUAAGAAUUUUGUCAUGCUACCUUUAUGGAUGUAUCUGCUGGUUCUUAUUGCGCUCAUCAGCUAUCUACGCCUGCUGCACUCUUAUCGCUACUUUCGACGGCACAAUUUGCCCUAUUUGCCGGUCUCUUUCUGGACGCCUUUAGGGCAUUUGAAGAAGCUGCUGUUUCUGCGCAUAUCUUUUGGAGAUCUCUUUGAAAAUAUUUAUGCCAAUGAGCGUAUUAGUGAAGAGAAGUGCGCUGGUUUCUUUAUCUUUCAGACGCCCGCACUCAUUAUAAGGGAUCCAAAGCUAAUACACCUUGUGCUAAUCAAACAAUUCGAUAGCUUCUUGAAUCGCUAUGAAGCCGCUGAUGCUGUAAAUGAUGUGAUGGGAUCACUCACUCUCCCUUUGGCCAAGUAUCAUCAUUGGCGGGAGAGUCGUCAGUGCAUGUCCCAACUGUUUACCAGCGGUCGGAUGAAGAAUCACAUGUACCCACUGUUACAGCAAGUGUUACAAGAUCUGGAGCAACAUCUCCAGCGGAAAAUGGGAGCAGAAACGCAACGCGUGCUCCCGCUAAGCGAAAUGUGCCAACUUUAUACAACAGAUGUGACGGGUAAGCUCUUCUACAGCUCAGAUGUGGGUGGACUGCGGUAUAGUUAUUCUCCACUGAGACACGAGGCAAAGAAACUCUUUAAGCCCAGCUUGAUGAAGGUUCUGCAUUUUAUGAGCAUCUUCUUUCUUCCCCACUGGGCGGCAUAUUGGCGUGCUAAGGUAUUUUCCAAGCAGUAUUCGAAGUUCAUGAGACAACUGGUGUCUCGGCACUCUGAUCACCAUCAAGGUGAUCUUAUCCACUUGUUAAAGCAACUGCAACUUAAUCGACCCCACAACCAUUAUGUUCAGCACCCUGAUUUCAUUGCCUCCCAGGCUGGAAUUAUUUUGCUAGCAGGAUUUGAGACAUCCUCCGCACUGCUGGGAUUCACUCUCUAUGAACUGGCUAAGCAGCCGCUAUUGCAGCAGCGGCUAAGAGAAGAGUUGGGCAAGGCCUUUCGCGAAGACUCCCACUCAAAGUUAAGCUAUGAAAUGGCAGUUUCAUUGCCGUACUUGAAGAUGAUUUGCCUGGAGGCAUUGCGUCUGUAUCCCGCCGCCGCCUUUAUCAAUCGUGAGUGCACGACAAACCAAAGUGAAGGAUUCUCCCUGCAACCACAUGUGGACUUUGUGAUACCCGCAGGCAUGCCAGCUUAUAUCUCCAUACUAGGGUUGCACCGCGAUGCCAAGUACUGGCCCAAUCCUCUGCAUUUCGAUCCAGAACGAUUUGCCCCGGAGCGGCUAGAGAGCAUUGUGCCCAUGACGUAUAUUCCCUUUGGAGCUGGUCCACAUGGCUGCAUUGGAAGUCGUCUCGGUAUGUUGCAACUUAAGUUGGGUGUUGCCCAAAUUUUGAGAUUGCAUCGUGUGGAGAUCUGUGAGAAAACUGUGCCCAACAUUCGUUUUAAUCCGAAAACAUUUAUGCUGGAGUCCAUGGACGAGAUAUACUUACGAUUCUGUAGAGAUCCUUGCUAAAUACACUAUAUUUACGUUACACUAUAUUACGAGUA